AUGGAAUAUGAUAAUAAUUUGGCCUUGGCAAUUAUUAGUGGUAUACGCCCCAAAAUUUAUAAAGAUAUGCCAUUAGAAUAUGUCCGAAUAAUGCAACAAUGCUGGGAUGCUAAUCCCGAAAAUAGGCCAAAUGCGAUAACAGUAUUUGACAUGUUUUGUGGGAUGUACAAAGAAGAAUUGCUACAAAAACAUAAACAUAAAUCUUUUAGAAUGAAAACUACCGAUUUUUUCAUGAAUAAAAAUAAUUGCAAUGUUUUCGGUGAUAAUUUUGCUUCUUCUGCGGUUUGUUUGCCGAAACUAUAUUUUCCGGCCCAUCCAAUCUCCCACUCUCACUUUAUACUGACAUCCAACGCGAUGUCUUCUUAUACUGCCGACUCUCGUCCACAAACCGCUGUGAACCUUCCGCAAUUGGUUAAUGAUAUGAGCACGGCCAACAACGUGCAGUUGAGUUAG
Molecule: messenger RNA, 453 nt
Organism: Acaulospora colombiana
Lineage: Eukaryota; Fungi; Glomeromycota; Glomeromycetes; Diversisporales; Acaulosporaceae
Source: the annotation of a GenBank genome assembly